Phyllopteryx taeniolatus (common seadragon) is the source of this 4701-nucleotide messenger RNA. Its product is annotated as ER degradation-enhancing alpha-mannosidase-like protein 3. Gene Ontology annotation, cellular component: endoplasmic reticulum; membrane. The coding region runs from base 545 to 2950 and encodes 801 amino acids. The transcript has 20 exons. Gene Ontology annotation, molecular function: calcium ion binding; mannosyl-oligosaccharide 1,2-alpha-mannosidase activity. NCBI's taxonomy places the organism in Eukaryota, Metazoa, Chordata, Actinopteri, Syngnathiformes, Syngnathidae. The record is from RefSeq and is a predicted model, not a curated record. Gene Ontology annotation, biological process: carbohydrate metabolic process; mannose trimming involved in glycoprotein ERAD pathway; endoplasmic reticulum mannose trimming.
GUCACCAACACAACACGCUUAAUGGCGUUCCCAGCAUAUUUGAGGCCAUGAGGACUUCCGCCAGCUUGGAUGCCUUUUGACAGCUCGCUACUCGACGGCAGGGCACAGGACGGCAGGGGUAUAUCCUGGCGACGUGUGACCGGCCGCUCGCCUGUAAGACACACUUUCUUUUCAGACAUUAUGUGACGCUCGACUUCCUCAAGCUAUCGCUGUUUGACAGACAGACGGUGCUAUUACUUGUUAGCCGGCUAGCACUGGGCAUACACAUUGAGUACGUGGCCUGGGAAUGUUAGCGUUUGUUCUUCUUCUUCUUCUUUUUUGCUGCAACCUAUUUUUUUUAUUGACUUUGUAUCCAACGGGCCAGUCAGCUGUCAGGUUAGCUUGCAUUGCUUCCAUUGUUUUUAUAGCGGCCAUCAUUCAGAACGAGCCUGUUCACGUGACUGGCUCCAGCUCACACGUCACUAUGGAAAUACGGCGGAGGGAGCAGGUCAACAUCCACUGAUGUUCUCGCCAAAAGUGUACCGCCAGAUCCACGUACAUAAAGAUGUGUUGGUUUCAAAUAUUCCUGAUAGUCGGUCUUAUUGACUGGCUAAGCUGUGAAGAGAGCCAACACAUGACAGCAGAGGAAAAGAACACCAUCAGGGAUCGAAUUGUUGAGAUGUUCGAUCAUGCGUAUGGUAGUUACAUGAAAUACGCCUAUCCGGCCGACGAGCUGAUGCCGCUGAGCUGCAGGGGGAGAGUACGAGGCCAGGAGCCUAACCGAGGCGACAUCGACGACUCCUUGGGGAAAUUUUCACUUACACUGAUCGACACCCUCGAUACCCUGGUGGUGUUAAAUAAGCUAGAUGAAUUUGAAGAUGGCGUGAGGAAAGCGGUGCAGGAUGUACGCCUGGACAAUGAUGUGGUGGUAUCAGUGUUUGAGACCAACAUCAGAGUUUUGGGAGGGCUUUUGGGGGCCCACGUGAUGGCUGACUUGCUUCGUCAGCGUGGGGGGAGGAUGCAGUGGUAUGAAGAUGAGCUCCUCAACAUGGCUACAGAGCUUGGCCAUAGGUUACUGCCUGCCUUCAACACCUCAAGUGGCCUUCCUUACCCCAAGGUGAAUCUGCGUUAUGGAGUGCGAAACCCACUUUCACGUACAGGCACUGAGUCGGACACCUGUACAGCUUGUGCGGGAACAAUGAUCCUGGAGUUUGCAGCCCUGAGCAGACUGUCAGGAGAGUCUGUUUUUGAGGAAUAUGCCCGGAAAGCCCUGGAUGUCCUCUGGGAGAGGAGACAGAAAGGAAGUGACCUUGUGGGGACUGUCAUCAAUAUUCAUAAUGGAGAAUGGGUCAGACGGGACAGCGGAGUUGGUGCUGGCAUCGACUCGUAUUAUGAAUACUUAAUGAAGGCCUACAUUCUUCUGGGAGACAAUAUUUUUCUGGAGAGGUUUAACAUUCACUACAGUGCCAUUAUGAAGUACAUAAGUCAGCCUCCACUACUGCGUAACGUGCACAUGCACAACCCGACUGUGAGUGCACGGAGCUGGAUGGAUUCUCUGCUGGCGUUUUUCCCCGGCUUGCAGGUCUUAAGAGGAGAUCUGAAACCAGCCAUUGAAACCCAUGAGAUGCUGUACCAAGUCACCAAACAGCACACGUUUCUUCCAGAGGCUUUUACCACAGAAUUCCGCGUUCACUGGGGCCAGCACCUCCUGAGACCAGAGUUUGCAGAAAGCACCUACUACCUCUAUAAGGCCACUGGUGACCCUUACUACCUCAGAGUGGGACAGUCCAUUGUGGAAAAACUCAACACUUAUGCUAGAGUGCCUUGUGGGUUUGCUGCUGUGCAAGACGUUCGCACAGGGACACAUGAAGACAGGAUGGACUCAUUCUUUCUGGCAGAGAUGUUCAAAUACUUGUACCUGCUGUUCACUGAGAAGACGCAGCUGCCCAUCGACAUUGACAACUACAUCUUCACCACUGAGGCCCACCUUCUGCCUGUGUCUCUCUCCAAUACGCAGCUAUCUUGUCAAGGCAACAAAACGGAAACUUAUCCUGUGGCCCUCGAAGAGGAUCUGUUCAUACACACCUGCCCGAGCACAGACACAUUGUUCCCAAACAACCCUUCAUUUGCCAAAAGCAUCCGGGACAGCUACAAGUACUUGACGGGCGUAGGGCGAGCCGUCCGCCCUUCACCGAUCAGAGAAAUUGAAUUACCACUCCAUGAUAGUGGCAUCGAACCAGUGGAGUUCCUAAAAAGCAUGGGCAUUUCUCUCACUCCACUGAGUGAUUUCAGCCCAGGAGAUACCAGAAGGGAGCACAAAGGAGUGUAUCGGGUGAAACUUGUGGCCGAGGUGAAACAAACACUUGAGGAGGAGGAGGUGGUGCCUCAUGUGGUGCAGCUUAUAUCGCCUCCGUUUCUGGGGAGGACCGUGCUUACGGCGGGCCCUGCCAAGUUUGGAAUGGACCUAACCAAGCGAGAACACGGCGUGAAGGGCAGCAUAGCGAAGGCGUUCCCUUACACAGCAUGCAGGCCACUAGAAAAUCCAGCUGUGCUUAAAGGCCACAUCGCCCUGGCGCUGCGUGGCGAAUGCAUGUUCGCGGCAAAAGCCCGCUGGCUGCAGGAGGCGGGCGCCAUAGGAGUCAUCUUCAUCGACCACCGUGAGGGAAGCAAUAGCGAGGAAACGCCGCUUUUCCAAAUGGUUGGCGACGGCGAUUCCACCGACGACAUCGCAUUGCCGUUGGUCUUCCUGUUUAGCCGCGAGGGCGCCGUGCUCACCGCGGCCCUGGAGGAACAUCACAACGUAGAUGUGCUGCUUCUGCCUAAAGCGAGGCAGCUAGGACACGGUAAGACAGACCAACCUUUUAUUAACAUUAAACUGAGACUUUCUGAAGAUGAGGACCUGGAGGAGGAAGAGGAAUCCAGUGGGCCCACUCUGAAGGUGCUCCUUGAUGAAAGCGAAGGUCUUACAUGAGAUGAAUGUUGCGCUACAGCGUGUGGGAAUGAGACUUGCGCAUUCAUGUGUACAAACACAAAACUGUGAAGCAGAAGUCCUUGACCACGGGAGCCUCAGAGCCCCUCACAGAGCGGACGGCCACGCGCUCACUUUAAUCCUCUGUUUUGAGAUGAGAAAAAGUAGGUCAUUCCAGGCAAAAGAUGUUCCCAUAUCUUCUUAUUCUGGGGUUGAAACCUCCUGUGUCCCUUGUGUGGGUGCCGAUAACUAACUCUGAUCUUAACACGAUACCUCACCCUCCAGGAGGUUUCAUGUAAAGUGGAAAAAAUCUGUUUUUAGGCAAUGCUUUUAAUUCUAGAUUUUGUACCUUUUUUUUCUUAAUAGUGUUAAUCAUGAAGGAUAUUAGCUGGUAAGUUAGAUAAUGUUUCAACAAGUGAGAAAGAAAUUAUUAUAAUUAGACUUGGUAAGCAACUUCAGGGAAUUUUUAAGUGUUUUAUUUCUGCCAUGGAGGAUGUGUGUGUUGGUAUUUUUCACUACAAUACCCAAGAUUCCAGUUUCAUCAUCCCACUUAUGACAAUAUACUGUAUACACACAACUUUACUGUCUUUACAAGGUCACAUUCCAAGGAAGGAAGAAGCGAUCUGGUAUUUUCAGGCUGUGCACGAUUAUUUUCCCAGCUCCUAAAUCUGUGCAAUUUUUGUUAUAUUGAUUUGAAAUUACUAACGUUACAGUAUGGACGAUUUGCUAUGAAGGAGUAUUAAGGCCACACUUUGGAGGGGAAAAAGGAAAAUUACACGAAUAAAGUUAAUUUCAUUUUUAUAGGAAAAAAUGUACAUUUUUCUCAUAAAGUGAUGAGUUUAUUCUCAUAAAAUGCAAACUUUUUUCUUAGUUUUUUCUCAUAACAUUUGAUUGAUGUUAAAUUCUGACAUUUUUCCGACAAUAUUUGUUUUUUCACAAAAGUACUUAAAACCUUUUUCCACGCUCUAUUUUGUUGUUGUUGUUGCAUGCAUUUGAAAAAGUCUCAUAAGAUUAUGACUAUUUUUUACAAAAUGACUACCUUAAGCUCCAAACAUUACAUCUUGUAAUAAUAUAACUUUAUUCGCAUACCUCUAUUACUAUGCUCUUGUGAGUCAAUGACUUUAUUCUCGUAGUAUUAUUUUUCCCUGUGGCCCUAAUAAACCGUAUUGUGAUGCAGCAUUAUGUUAUGCAAUAAGUUAAGUACAGUAAUGUUUUUGCACAUUUAAUUGUAGAAAUUUCUCAACAUGAAAUUAACUUGAACAUUUUACACCAUUUAUUAGAUCGAUGCGAGGAAGGACUGAAAAAAUUGUUUUCCAAUUUAUAAUUUAUAGAGCUCUUCAACAUACUAAAUGCAUCGAUCUCCUCCAGUGUGUCCAUAUGUUGCAUCAUUUUGGUUUGGGAAGAACAUAAAAAUGUUUUCCUUUUGUUUGCACAAUGAAACUUUUCCAUCAUACUGCUGAAUUUCAAGUGUGUGCCCCCGACCCCCAUCCUAAUCACAUAAUGCACUCUAUUGGUGUUUAUUAAGCAAAGGAUAUGGACAACAUUUAUACCUCAGGACUGUGCUUGUUGCUGUUCAUACAGAGAAAUGGAUAAAAAGUAGGAUAUAACUUUUUCAAAUUGCAUUUCUCUUGUUUUUAUACGGCAUUUAGCAGUUUGCUAAGCUGUCACGUCGUCAGUGGCUCAAAUGUGCCCAAAAAAAAUGCAUUAAAAGGCUCCUGUCCCAGCUAAGGCAGUGAAUAAAUAAAAAAUGAUGA